Penicillium argentinense is the source of this 1194-nucleotide messenger RNA. Its product is annotated as Zn(II)2Cys6 transcription factor domain-containing protein. Gene Ontology annotation, biological process: regulation of transcription by RNA polymerase II. The record is from RefSeq and is a predicted model, not a curated record. The transcript is spliced from 3 exons. Bases 1 to 1194 code for a protein of 397 amino acids. Gene Ontology annotation, molecular function: zinc ion binding; DNA-binding transcription activator activity, RNA polymerase II-specific. Lineage: Eukaryota; Fungi; Ascomycota; Eurotiomycetes; Eurotiales; Aspergillaceae.
AUGCGCCACUCGAAAGUCGACAUGUCUCAACCGAUGCAAGGGCACCAGAGUGUAUUCCGAGUCCCGAACUACAAAUCACAAUCCACCGGUACGCAUGGUCCGGUAGGCGACCCGACUGAACGGGUCUACCAUUCCCGCCGGACGCACCGCAAGUCCCGCGGAGGCUGCGCGACCUGCAAGAGCCGACGAGUUAAGUGUGAUGAGUCAAAGCCUCACUGUCUCCGCUGCCAAAAGCAUGGAGUCGAGUGUAACUAUACGGCUGCACCCGUUCGUACCAGGCCCACCAAACACGUCGUCCAGCGGUUUUUGGAGUCUCGGCCCGACCUACUCUCGACGGAAUCGUUGGCAAUCUCGAUGUCCUUGUUGGUCGUGGCGGAUAAGCUUAAUGAAUUGUUGCAGCCGGAGCCACCUUCCCCGUCAUCAUCCUCCUCGUCAUCUUCGUCGCAGACCAUAUCACCUGGUCCAGAUCGAGCGUUGGAGGCCUUGCAUCAUUUCCAUCAGGCCACGUUCCAUAGUGACCUUUCGAAAUCUGAUAUAGGUGCGAUGAUGGGAAAAGUUACCCAACUUGCAUUUGAGACGCCAUUGCUCAUGCACGCUAUCAUUGGAGUGGCUACUACACAUUUAUGCAGCGUGAUACCCAAUAACUGCUCUUAUCGCGUCGCCGAAUCCUACCAUUGGCAACAGGCGAUUCAACGUUACACCCACGAGAUUUCCUCAGGCGUGACCGAGAAGAAUAUGGACCCACUUUACUCCGCCUGCAUUCUCCUCACCAUCCACAGCUUUCGAUUAGGAGAGUUCAAUCCGCGUGCGUCUUUUGUCUUUUCCGAUAACCCGACGGAUCUCAACUGGCUUCGCCUGCAAGGUGGCCUUCGCUACCUAUUGGAUCGUACCCAACGCUGGAUGCCAGAUAGUAUGUGGUUCACGCUUUUUGAGCAGUCUCGUUACGACGAAUUCAGCUACGAUGAUGAUCGGCCCGGCCGGAUCGAUUUGGACCCAGACCUCGCAGAUGUCUGUCGUAUCACUGAGACUUCGACCGUAACAAAUAACCCUUACCUAUGGCCGCUGCGCAUGCUUACAAAUCUCCUUGCGCUUGGAAAUACCAAAGAAAAUUACCGAAACUACUACUACAACUGGAUGGGUCGCCUCGAGCCAGAGUACUACGAUUGUCUCCUGCGAAAAGACCCCCUGCACUGA